AUGGAUAGUGGCCUUAGUAGGAAGAUCGGGGAGGGGAAUGAUGUGAAGUUUUGGAGUGAGAAUUGGCUGGGAUCAGGUACUUUGAAGGAUAAGUUUGGGAGACUUUUUUGUCUCUCUACUCAGCAACAUCACACAGUUAAUCAAAUGGGAACAUGGGUCAAUGGUUCUUGGCUUUGGGAGCUACAUUGGAGAAGAAUUCUUCUGGAUAGAGAGAACAUUAUGGUUACAGAACUUCUGAAUUCCAUUUCCUCUUGUACUCUAUCUGAAGGUGUUUUAGACGAUUGGAUUUGGACAAAAGAAGAAGGGGGUCACUUCUCUGUCAAGUCUGCCUAUCUUUUGCUACAAGGGGAGGUUUCUGAACCUGAUAACCAGUGCUUUCGAAAGCUUUGGGCUGUGAAGGCACCCUCCAAUGUGCUGGCUUUGGCAUGGAAAGUGUUCUUAAACCGAAUUCAAUCAAAGGUAAACCUUAGUAGAAGAGGUAUCCUUUUAGAUCCAUCCCAAAUUUUGUGCCCUUUCUGCGCUCAAGCUGAGGAAACAACUACGCAUCUCAUCUUUACCUGCAUUCAUUCAUGGCAUGUGUGGCAUCGAGUGCUUCAAUGGCUGGGUAUUUCCACUGUUUUGCCCGAGGAAGGGAAAAAUCACUUCCUGUCUUUCCAGGACAGUUAUAACGCAAGAGAUAGGAAGAAGGGCAUGAGCUUCAUUUGGCUAUCAACUGUGUGGUUUUUAUGGCACCUCAGGAACAGUAUCAUUUUCCAAGGUGAAGUUGCUGAUUUUUCCUUGGCACUUGAUACCAUCCAAUUUAAAUCCUGGUUGUGGCUUAAAGGCAAAGCAAAAGGAUUCUAUUUUUCCUCUUAUGAAUGGGCUUCAAAUCCUUUAAUUUGCUUGGGGAGUCUCUGA
Molecule: messenger RNA, 897 nt
Organism: Lotus japonicus
Lineage: Eukaryota; Viridiplantae; Streptophyta; Magnoliopsida; Fabales; Fabaceae
Exons: 1
Coding region: 1-897 (298 amino acids)
Source: RefSeq, a predicted model, not a curated record